Molecule: messenger RNA, 3884 nt
Organism: Myodes glareolus (Bank vole)
Lineage: Eukaryota; Metazoa; Chordata; Mammalia; Rodentia; Cricetidae
Source: RefSeq, a predicted model, not a curated record
ACAGCCACCACCAUUUUCCUUGAUUCUUUUUUAUUUCUUCUCCCUGAUGAGGCUGGACAAAGUCUUCAUGCUUCUGGCCACUCUGUGUAUAAGAAGUUUCAGCUCACUUUAAAGCUUCAGUCUUACAUGCAGGUGAGACCUUUCCUCCCUGCGCUCCAAGGAUGUGGAGGAAGAGGAAGAAGGGUGAUGUCUUGUCAUUCUCCUCCUCCCAUUGUUGGAGUAGAGUGGGGAACACUGUGUACGCACGUGCGUGUAUGUGUGUGUGUGUGUGUGUGUGUGUGUGUGUACAUGUUCAUGUGCAUGUACACCGAGGCCAGAGAAAGGCAUUAAGUGCCUUCCUCAGCAACUUUUUGCCUUGUUUUUUUGAGACAGAAUCUCUCACAGAACCUAUAAUUCAUUAAUUCAGCGAGGCUAGAUGGUCAGUGAGCUCUGGAGAUCUCUCUGGCCCCUCCUCUUCCGGUGGUUUGGUUACAGGAAUGCAUCACUAUGCCAGGCCUUUUAACAUGGGUAUUGCUGGUCCAGACUGAUGACCUCAGGCUUGUGUGGCAAACACUGAGCCAUCUCCCAGCCCCAAGGCAUUCUUUGUUUUGCCUCCAUUCCUUUCCUCGUCUUUCUAACUGAGCCAGCAGGGCUUGUUUCUCGCUGUUGCUGUUGCCCGGGGUUGCCUCUGUUUUAAGAUGUGCGGCUUUCUCGAGGAAGCUCAUCUUCACCCAGAUCCCCUCAGGCCCGGCUCAUGCUUCCAGCUCCUCUCUGUUGAAGCAUUUCUCCUCCCACAGACAGCAACGCCAUGGGUACAGCACAGUUUCUGCUCCCGCAUUUGGAGUCUGUGCCUCCAAGGCGCUCUCAUGGGGACCAGAGGAUCACGAAGCACACGACACUAAGGGCCCUUCAUAGCGUUAGUUCCGCAAGCUUCUCUCCAUCAGCACUUUCUUAAGAAGACACACAAAUUGUGUGAGAUGCCACAAUGUCUUCAGCUCUGGGUGGGGGGCGGGGGGAACAAAAGUAUGGCGUGAUGGUUGUUCUGUUACGUGUACUUUUUAAUCAGCUUUCCUGAUGGGGAAGUGGAGUGCCAGUCUACCCUUAUGGGGCACCCCACUUUCUAUCCUAAUUGUCUGGGAAACUGCACCCUAUUUGUUUAAAUCCUGGAGAUGAAGAAUGUGCACCAUGAGAAAGCUCUGAGAAGCCAUCAUUCCUCAGAGCCUGAGAACCGGUCCUCCCUCUCUCGUCUCCUCAGUAAUCUCUUUAUAAUAGUUUAUUUGCAGGGUGGUGACUGUGGUCAUAGGGGCUGCUUAGCCACCUUUCAGAAACCCUGAGGGGAUUACUGGGCCCCCAUGUUGGUGGCUGUCUUUAGACUGUGGAAUAUUGCUGCCUCAUAUUUCCAGAAGGAUCCCCAAGAAAGCAACGGUAGCCCCACCCAGUAUCUUUUUCUAUAACCAAUAGUUCAACUCUGCUCUCUGCCGCAGCGAUCCAAACAUGAAGACAAAAGCUCAUUUCAAAAAGAAAAAAAAAAACGCUUCAUCUAAUGCUAUAUCCAAAUCUAAAUAAACUUCGAAAUGCACUUAACAAAGCUAGAAGCCUGGAAACACUCGACAUGGGGUGCAAUAAUGUAGAAUAAGAAUCAAAUGCCUUUCUGUGUAAAAUGGGCACAGGCAUGAGUGAGAAGACAGGGUGCUUUCCUUCGGUUUCCAAGAAGCAGGAAAGAGGGUGGGAGAUGGAAAGGGGUGUGGAAGAGAGGAGGAGAGAGGUGGAAAAGAAGAAAACAGUGACAAACAGUUAGGGACUCACUCUUUGCUUUCAUUCUUGGCUCCCAUGGACACCGUGAGGAACACUGCAGGCCUCUCUGGGGAGGGCUGGAAGUUGGCAAGCUUUCUUCAGUCUCAAAACACGUUAGAGAUGUGGCCUCUUCAAGAGGGACUGACUGGUACCCAGCGCUUGAGGAGGCAGCAUUCCUAACCCGGGGAGACAGGAAAAAGCAGAAAACCCUCAAGUGUAGUUAACGUUCUGCCAGCGGCCCUCUCCCAAGUUGCCUCCUCCUCUUGCACUGGCUCUUUUUCAUGAAGAAAACAAGCGCAGUAAAAGAGACCUAACCUACCGCAGCCCAAGAAACGAAGAUUUUCAUGGUGAGAACCUGGGUUUGCAGGUAAGUGAUGCUUAUCUUGUUCUCUGGUGAUGUGUUAGUCCGUACUUGAGAGUCUAAAUCAAUCUGACUUAACAGUAGUCUCUGAAGUUGAACUGUCCUGUUUCUGACCAUGUCCCUUCUUUAAUGCUAAUCUUACUUUAAUGAAUUAUUACCACUAUGGCCUUGGCAGGAGCAGGAGCAACCGCUUGCUACUCUGUACACAUUCUGUGAGGAAGCCCUGAGGUGAGUAUUGGGAGAGACCCAAAGAAGAAAAAAAAUGUGUCCCCUUCAUGGGAAUGUUCCUAGAUUUAAGGAGGUGGAAAUGUGGGUUUGGAUAUUGCAACUUCAUCCGAUGAGGCAGUUUGGAGUUCAAUAAAAUUCGGUUUCAAACUAAUUGGUGGCCAGACACCAGAGACCAGCAUCUUGGUUCUUUUAGGUUGGUUGUGAAAGACACGCGCUUCACUCUCUGCAACCACGAAGAGGAUGGACAGAAACAUGGCAAGGGGACCACUGUACAAGCAGUUUGACUCAGAGAGGAAGAAUGCCAGGCGAGCUGAAGCUAGACUCAGCCUGAGCCUACAAAGACUAGAGGUCAUCUGCCUCUACCAUGUGAAGACGCUGGCCAGGGAGCAGAGGCAACUUCAGAAAGAACUGCAGCGGCUGCAGCAAGAUGUCAUCAAGAAAAGGUUCUCCUCUUAUGCCGAGAAUGGGAUGCAGAAGAGACCAAGAGAUUCUCUCACGUUCUCACCACAAACAGGACAGAGGCGCGUAGCCACGCAGCCUAAAAUCAGGGUACUGGCAACCACAAUGACCCAAGAAGAUAAAACUAAGAUUCAUGGGCCCUCUUUACCUGACUCUGCCCUCAAAGCUGUCCUGAGAAGCCAAGAGUACCGGCAAUCCAAGUGUGAGAGCACCAGCUGCUUCAAGGAAGAGUAUUCAGGAGUCCAGGAGGGAGAGUCUACGAAACCACUUAAGGGCACGGACCCGAACAGGGAUGUCUCUGUCCCGUGUCACGGCCAAGAGGUUUCCACCAACAGUACAGAAGACAGCCCUGCGUCCAGCCCAGAUGGUGCGAGGGAGUCAGAACCUGCAGAUGAGACUAGAUCAAAAAAUGCCGAUCUAAAGCCACACGGGGAUACUGGGGACCAAAAUGUCCCAUGCUCUGUGGAAUGUACAGGAAGCUUCAACGGCAAGUGCACAAAGCCAACCUUCCUAGAGCUAUUUGCAAAGGCCAAAGAGGCCCACUAUCUCCGCCACAGGGUGCCACCCGAGUCUGAGAGGAUGCUUAGCAUUGGGGAGAUAUUUGGACGGAGAGACGCCUCACUACCCAGAGCAGGGAAAAAAAUGUGAAAAUGGUACCAAGUUCCUUCCUUCUUGGCUGUGGAAUGUAGCCUGACACUAAGAUACCAUAAUCACUAAGGAAAUGUGACCCUCAAAUAGCUGCAAUAAGCAAAGCACAGAAAUAAGUGGAAAUCCAAGACAAUUUUCUUCUUCAUCGUUAGGGCCUUUUAUAUGAUCUUUCUCAGAAUAAACUUGCUCACAAUAAAGGCUACUAUGAAAGGAGGGAGGAAUAUUUGAAAAUAUUUUAAAUUGAGAACCUGGACUUGUUUGAUGGAGAGGAAGUCUUGUUUAUUCAAAGUCUGUCUGUAGAGGAGCUGCUAUAGCGCCACCUGCUGGCCAAUCAGCACAGCUAGUCACCUUGUUUUCCUUUCUUUUGGGUUCUCAUGGGAACCCCACUGAAAUUAUGUACAGUGCUGUGGUCUCC